Molecule: messenger RNA, 1843 nt
Organism: Laetiporus sulphureus 93-53
Lineage: Eukaryota; Fungi; Basidiomycota; Agaricomycetes; Polyporales; Laetiporaceae
Product: MFS general substrate transporter
Exons: 5
Coding region: 1-1725 (574 amino acids)
Biological process (GO): transmembrane transport
Molecular function (GO): transmembrane transporter activity
Source: RefSeq, a predicted model, not a curated record
AUGGAAUCCACGCAUCCGCAGUCCCCGUCUUCGUCUUCGUUCACCCGGCCGAAUUCGCUCUCCACACUUCCAAAAGAACAUGAAGAGAACCAGGCCGAGUCCCAUUCGCGCGCAUCUGUUGCCGACUCGCAUUCCCCUACAAUCGUCGACGAUCUAGAAGAAGAAGCACUUGCAGAGGAUGAGGUUCAAUCAGAGUUCCACCUCGAAGCCUAUGGACCUCACCCGGGCGAGAAGGGAUGGGACUCGUUUGAGGUCACCAUCCCCUUGGACGAUCCUGAGAAUCCAAAGAGUUGGUCAAGACCAUAUCGGUGGUAUCUGACAAUGUUGGGUAGUGUGCUAGUCUUCAAUGCUACCUUUGCGAGCUCAGCACCAGAAGGAAUCGUCUUUGAGUUGAUGGAUUACUUUACGUUCAGCGAAGAGGUGGUGACAUUGACAAUCGCCCUAUUCGUUGGUGGCUACUGUGUCGGUCCUAUACUGUGGGGACCUUUAUCAGAGCAGUUCGGGCGGCGGAUCAUUUUCAUCAUCACCUUCGCGGUCUACGUGUGCUUCCAAGUAGGCUGCGCACUCUCACGAAAUACUGGGUCAAUCCUGGUCUUUCGGUUCCUCAGUGGUACCUUUGCGGCUGCUCCGUUGUCCAAUAGCGGCGCGUUGGUGUCCGAUAUCUGGGAUGCGGGAACCCGAGGAGAGGCUCUGGCGUUCUUCACUCUUGCACCGUUCGCGGGACCCACUCUCGGACCGAUCGUCUCUGGCUUCAUGAGCGUUCGAGGGGUCUCCUGGCGAUGGCUCUUCUGGCUGCUGACGCUCUUUGCUGGCUUCUGUAUGAUGCUGACUGUGUUUACGUUGCCGGAAACCUUCUUGCCGAUCCUGAUGGUUCGGAAGGCGCAGCGGCUGCGCAAGGAGACAGGUGAUGACCGGUACUGGGCUCCGCUGGAGAGGCAGAAGAAGUCGUUCGGGGAGCACAUGAAGCAUAUUCUCGCAAGGCCAUUUCUCAUUCUCUUCCGGGAGCCUAUGCUUAUGGCCAUCACCAUGUACAUGAGCUUCGUAUACGGCUGCAUCUACCUGCUCUUCGAGGCGUACCCCAUCGUCUUUAUUGAAGGGCACCACCUCAGCAUGGGCCUUUUCGGGCUGACGUUUCUGCCGAUCUUCCUGGGCGCCUGCGCGGGCGUCUUUUUUUACCUGCUCAUCUUCAACCCGCGGUACGUGCGCUCGCAGCAUAGGCACGCGCCGCAUCCCGUGCCUCCCGAGGAACGGCUAGAGGUCGCAAUGUUCGCCGCGCCGAUGUUCGCGGGCGCGUUCUUUUGGUUCGGAUGGACGUCCUACCCGAACGUCUCGCUCUGGGCACCGCUCGUCGCUGGCUUCCCGCUCGGGUGGAGCGUCGUCUGGAUUUUCCUCGCGCUGUUCAACUACGUGAUCGAUGCGUACCUCUUCGUCGCCGCAUCCGCGCUCGCUGCGCUUACCGUCGUUCGUUCGUUUUUCGGCGCAGGUUUCCCGAUGUUCGCUGCGCAGAUGUAUAACCGGCUCAACGCGCGCUGGGCGUCGACCCUCAUUGGGUGCCUCGCGGUGCUCAUGGCGCCCAUCCCGUUUGUGCUCUACGCGUACGGGCCUCAUAUCAGGAAGAAGUCAAAGUACGCGCCGACAAGGGCGGCCACGCCCGUGCUUGAGAAGCCCGAGGAGGACGUGGCCGACAAGAAGAAGACCGGGGAUAAUGUGGCCAACAAUGUGUGAAGGCCCGGCCUCUGUCUCCUCUUUUUUUCGUUUCAUCAUCCCAUCUGUUUGGGCUGAACCCCACAGACAUUUCCAUCCCCUUUCCUGUUCGAAUCGUCACGACCGAGCAUACGAUAGA